AUGAAUAUCCUAAUACUGCUAGCAAGUAUCUUUAUCGUCAAACUCUGUAGUUGCAAGAGGAACGGUACUGCUUUCCCUUUUGAUUUGUCCAACCCGGAUGGCGUCCAUACCAAUCUCACUGAAAGAGCAUAUUCUGGAAUCACACACGAACAGUACACUGUAAAAGAGGGAUUUGCCAUAAGCUCAGUUUCAGACAAGGAUGCAAACCUUUGGAGGGCAUCAAAGAGCAGUAAUGAAAUAUGCAGAGCUGUUAAUCUAUACUCCAGGGGCAGUGAUAAGUUAUUCUUGGCCAUUUGGAUCAUUGAUGGAAGGCAUCUAAAUAUCAAACGCUUUGAAAGAGUGGAAGGCAAAUGGGAGAGCAUAACACUAAAAGAGUUUAACGAAAAGCUGAAUGGAGUGGUAGUUUUAGAAGUUCCAAAGGUUGAAGAAAUCAAACCCCAGCCUGUUGAAGAACAGCCUACUGAAGAACCUGAUAGUCCUGAAGUUGAACCCACAGCUGAAGUCAUUGAGGAAGAAUUACCGCCAAAACCUGCACCUCUGAGUGAACGUGCUAAAAAGGUUGAUGCAAAGUUGUUUGAUGUAAAUGAGACUGAACAGUAUGGAAUUGCAACUUUGCAAUGUGUCCUAAAGGAAGGUGCGAAAGGAAAUCAAUUGAUCUAUGAUUCUGAAACAAUAUGGGAUGGUGGAGAAAUGUCAGAGUGUCUAUUAGCUGAUAUAUACUAUGACAAUAAACCUGAAUUAGCAAGAUUGCAAAUUAGAGAGGGAAGAUUUGUUAGAGCACUAUUCCUCUGCAAUGUUGGUGGAAACUGGGUAGAUGACAGAGAAACCUUUACGACGAAAUUUAACCACUUGAAAAAUUAUCCAAAACCUGCAAUGUAUGCUCUUAACUUGGCUACAAAGAUUGAUGAUAAAUUAUUUGACGUAAAAGCCUCUGCUUCUGAAGUUGUUCCACUUUUGAUAUGCACAGCUAAGAAGGACAAGAAUCCUAAAAAACUUGUUUAUGAUAAGGAGACUAUUUGGAGCGGAGGGAAAAAGGCACAUUGCUCUUCGGCCCUAAUAUAUUUUUAUGGGAGAGAGCCAAGGGUAGUGACUCUUACCAUCAAAGACACUUCCGGAAAUGAAGAGGUAUCCUUCCUCUACAAGGAAGGUGAAAAAUGGUUUGAGGGUGUAGAGCAACAUAAGGCAAAGCUGACUGAGCUAAGAAAUGAUCUCAAUCUUCUAAAAUUCCGUUCUUAUGCUUUUGGUACUCCUGUUCCAGAUGAAUUUGGUGACAUUAAAGUUGCUAAUGCCUCUGACAAUCUGAGAGGUGUUUCUGAUAGGAUAAUUCCUGAAUCUGUAACUCUUGAUAUUGCAGAAAAACAAGAGUCCACGGGUAUAACUGUCUUUGAACAUCUUGAAAAACAUGGAAUAAAACACAAAAGAUUUAGUCCAAGAUCGAAUGUAGAUAUUAUUUCUGUACUUGCAAAUGGUGCUGUCGUAUGGAUUGCCAGAGGAACUGAAAAGUGUAGAACUGUGCGUGUUAUCUUUAAUAAAGACAAGGUUCUUGUUACACUAAAUAUUCAUGAGAAUAAUAAGCUUGUUGGGUAUCGGUCUUUUGAAAAGGUUGGUAAUGAAUGGAAUGAGAUUUCCGAAGGAAAGUUUUGGCAACUUGCAGACGAAAUGAAGAAAUGA
Messenger RNA from Theileria equi strain WA, 1671 nucleotides. RefSeq lists its product as hypothetical. The record is from RefSeq and is a predicted model, not a curated record. NCBI's taxonomy places the organism in Eukaryota, Apicomplexa, Aconoidasida, Piroplasmida, Theileriidae. The transcript has a single exon. Bases 1 to 1671 code for a protein of 556 amino acids.